This is a messenger RNA of Torulaspora globosa, 2229 nucleotides long. RefSeq names its product DNA repair protein RAD16 (gene RAD16). The transcript has a single exon. Lineage: Eukaryota; Fungi; Ascomycota; Saccharomycetes; Saccharomycetales; Saccharomycetaceae. The record is from RefSeq and is a predicted model, not a curated record. Gene Ontology annotation, molecular function: ATP-dependent chromatin remodeler activity; ATP binding; metal ion binding. Bases 1 to 2229 code for a protein of 742 amino acids.
AUGUCGCAGGAAGGCGGUUUUAUUCGUAAGAGGAGGACCAGGGCGUCUCGAAAGAAGGUUGACUAUGCGGAGCAGAGCGACGGAGAGGUGGUGGAGGUGAAGCGCGAGGAUGACAAGGCGGUGGAGGGCAGGGAGAGCGAUGGAGAGGACGAUGAUGACGACGAGCCGUUGAGCAAGAAGCGGAAGGUUGCGAAGCGGCAGCAGAAGGUUGCGGAGCGGCAGCGGAAGCCGGCUCCCAAGAAAAAGGCUAGGAUGACGGACGAGCAGAAAAAGAUAGCGAGGUUUGAGAGGAGCACGCAGCGGAUGUUCCAGCACCAUCCGGAGCUUGCGGAGGUGUUCCAGCGGCUGCGGGAGACGCCGCGGGCGAAGCCCGUGCAGGCGCGGCAGCCGGACGGCAUGUGUGUGAGGCUGCUGCCGUUCCAGCUGGAGGGGCUGCAUUGGCUGGUGCAGCAGGAGAACAGCAAGUACCGCGGCGGGGUGCUGUCGGACGAGAUGGGGAUGGGCAAGACGAUCCAGACGAUCGCGCUGCUGAUGCACGACGUGUCGAAGACGCCGUCGCUGGUGGUGGCGCCGACGGUUGCGCUCAUGCAGUGGAAAAACGAGAUCGCGCAGCAUACGGGCGGGAGGCUCAGGACGUAUCUGUACCACGGGGCGGCGCGGACCGGGCAGGUGGAGGAGCUGGAGGGCGUCGACGUGGUGCUGACGACGUAUUCGGUGCUCGAGUCUGUGUACCGCAAGCAGGUCUACGGGUUUCGCCGCAAGAGCGGGCUGGUGAAGGAGCGGUCGCUGUUGCACAACAUGCGGUUCCACAGGGUGAUACUGGACGAGGCGCACAACAUCAAAGACAGGACAAGUAACACGGCGAAGGCGGUUAACGAGCUGAACACUGAGAAGCGGUGGUGUCUGACCGGCACGCCGCUCCAGAAUCGGAUCGGCGAGAUGUACUCGCUGAUCCGGUUUCUUAACGUGGAGCCUUUCUCGCGGUACUACUGUUUUGCGUGCGAGUGCAGCUCAGCGCAGUGGAAAUUCACAGACAACAUGCAUUGCGACUACUGCGGACACGUCUUCAUGCAGCAUCGGAGCUUCUUCAACCAUUUCAUGCUGAAGAACAUACAGACGUUCGGCGCUCAGGGCCUGGGGCUCGACUCGCUGAAUAACAUCCAGCUGCUGCUGAAGGACGUCAUGUUGCGCAGGACCAAGGUGGAAAGAGCUGACGACCUGGGGCUGCCGCCUAGAAUCGUCACGGUGCGGAGGGAUUACUUCAACGAGCACGAAAAGGACCUGUACCGCAGUCUGUACAUGGACGUUAAGAGGAAGUAUAAUUCCUACGUGGAGGAAGGUGUAGUGUUGAAUAACUAUGCCAAUAUCUUCACGCUCAUCACAAGAAUGAGACAACUCGCUGAUCAUCCGGAUCUCGUGUUGAAAAAAAUGAGCUCUGCGUCAAACGAUUCAAGCGUCAUUGUUUGUCAGUUGUGUGACGACGUAGCUGAAGAGCCAAUCGAGUCCAAGUGUCAUCACCGGUUUUGUCGACUUUGUAUCAAAGAGUAUGUCGAGUCGUUCAUGGAGGAAAACAGCCGGUUAAUCUGCCCGGUGUGCCACAUUGGCCUAAGCAUCGACCUUUCGCAAGCGGCUUUGGAGGUUGACAUGGAAUCGUUUCAGAAACAGAGCAUUGUCAGCCGUCUGGACAUGCAGGGAAACUGGAGAUCUUCAACGAAGAUCGAAGCACUUGUAGAGGAAUUAUACCAUCUUCGGAGCGACCGGAGAACGAUUAAAUCCAUCGUUUUUUCCCAGUUCACAAGUAUGCUGGAUCUAGUCGAGUGGAGACUGAAAAGAGCUGGCUUCCAAACCGUAAAGUUGCAGGGUAGCAUGUCGCCGACACAAAGAGAUGAAACGAUCAAGUACUUCAUGGAUAACAUUCACUGCGAAGUGUUCCUGGUCAGUUUGAAAGCUGGUGGUGUGGCUCUGAAUCUUUGCGAAGCUUCCCAGGUAUUCAUAUUGGACCCUUGGUGGAAUCCUAGUGUCGAAUGGCAAAGUGGAGACAGAGUUCACAGAAUUGGUCAACAUAGGCCGGUGAAGAUUACAAGAUUUUGUAUCGAAGACAGCAUCGAAUCAAGAAUCAUCGAAUUACAGGAAAAGAAGGCAACUAUGAUCAAUGCCACCAUCAAUCAAGAUGAGGCCGCUAUCAAUAGAUUGACCCCUGAUGAUUUACAGUUUCUGUUUAAUAACUAA